CUCCUGAAGGAUAUACCAGAAGCGUUCCACAUGGAUAAUUCCACGAGUGAUGAAGACACAGAUGAGGACUUUGAUACCCAGCUCAUCAUCCAGCAGAGUUUACAGGACAUUCACCAGCCGAGGACUACACAGCAGGCAUCGGCAGAUGAGAGCUUCCAUUCCUUUGUGAGUGCUGACUACAAGAAGAUAAUAGAAACAAUAGAGGCAGUAGGUAAGGAAGAUGCAUUGUCACACUUGACCAAGCACCAUUCUGCUUUUGAUGAAGCAGACGGGACAGGCUGGCUUCCUCUGCACAGGGCCGCAGUGCAGUUAAAUAAGAACAUUUUGCAAAUAACCCUGAAAGCUUCAAAACCCAGCAUGUGGGAGCAAACCACCCACAAUGGUGAAACGCCACUUUUCUUGGCUGUCAGCACUUGCCUCUUAGAAAAUGCCCAUUUUCUUCUUCUCAAUGGCUGCAAUCCGAAUGCCAAGAAUUCUGAAGGCAAUUCUCCUCUUCUUACAGCUGUCCUACACAACUCCUAUGAGAUGGCCGCCUUGCUCAUCAGCUAUGGGGCAGACGUGAAUCUGCGUUGUACCAACGAGAGGACAGCUCUCCACGAAGCAGCCAAACUGGGCAGGCAGGACAUAGUGAAGCUGAUGUUGGUUUCAGGGGCACACCCUGACCCACAGAGCUCCUACGGAUUCACUCCUCUCGCUCUUGCUGCCCAAAGUGGACACACUGAAAUCAUGGAAAUGUUACUACAGAAAGGCAAGAUUUUCUAUACGGCCUCAGACUCUUCUUCCAUCUUACUUGAAGCUGCUAGUGGAGGAAAUCCAGACUCGGUGACUCUUCUACUAGAGCAUGGGGCUGAUGCCAACAUCCCUAAGAAUUCAGGCCACCUGCCCAUUCAUGUGGCAGCUGACAGAGGCCAUUUGUUAGCCCUAAAGAUUUUGGUUCCAGUGACGGAUCUUGCCGCCAUUAAGCGGAGUGGUAUCAGUCCCGUGCACUGCGCAGCAGCAGGAGCACACUCCGAAUGCCUGGAACUCCUCAUCCAGGAGGGAUUUGAUGUAAAUUUCAUGCUGGAUCAGAGAAUUCGCAAACACUAUGAUGACCACAGGAAGUCAGCUUUGUAUUUUGCUGUAUCAAAUGGUGACCUCUCUUCAGUUAAGCUGCUUCUGAGUGCUGGAGCUCUGCCUAAUCAAGACCCAGUUAACUGCCUCCAGAUAGCCCUGCGGAUGGGCAACUAUGAACUGAUAAGUCUGCUGCUCCGGCAUGGGGCCAAUGUCAAUUAUUUCUGCAAAGUCAACCCUUUACAUUUCCCAUCAGCACUGCAGUACACGCUGAAAGAUGAAGUCAUGCUCAGGAUGCUACUGAAUUAUGGGUAUGACACAGAGCGAUGCUUUGAUUGUCCUCAUGGAGACAAAGUUCAUCCUUGCUAUACUUUUGAAGGCUGGACAUCUACAGUUAUCAAAGAUACUAUGUUUUGUGAAGUAAUAACAUUGUCAUGGCUGCAACAUCUCUCUGGAAAGGUUGUUCGAGUGAUGCUUGACUAUGUUGAUCAAGUUCAAAUCUGUUCAAAGUUGAAAGCUGUGCUCCAAAAACAGGGGCUCUGGUCAGAAAUCCAUUUUAUCUUGACAAACCCACGGGCCCUCAAACAUCUGUGCCGCCUGAAGAUCCGACAGUGUAUGGGGCGCUUACGCCUGCGCUGCCCGGUCUUCAUGUCCUUCCUUCCGUUACCAAACCGUCUCAAAGCAUAUGUCCUUUACAAAGAAUAUGACCUUUAUGGACAAGGGAUUUUCACAGGAACCUGGUAGUCAAACCAUUCUGGAUGGAAAGGUAUAAUUCCAUAAGCUGUAUAAAGUUUUACUUGUUACAUAUGAUUCAUGAUUUCUCACUUUACCUAGCAACUAAAAUCUCAAUGCAGUUUACAUUCUUUCUUAAUAUUGAUAUUACUAUUCUUUCUUAAUAUCCUUAACACUGCUUCUCAGGGAGACUGAGUGGCUUAGUCAGUUAAGUGUCCGACUCUUGAUCCCAGCUCAGGUCUUGAUCUCAGGAUCAUGAGUUCAAGUCCCAACAAGGGAAUUGAGUUGCUUCUCAAGAGCAUUCUGAAAGGCAGUUUAAAAAAAAAAAAAAAACUCCCCCCAAAUACAUUAAAAAACCAAACCCAAGCCUUAAAACUUCAAUUAGCAGAAACAGAUCAGUUCCCAUUCUGUAUUCAUUUUACAUUAAAUGUAUUAGCUACAUUUCUACAAGUCCACACAAUAGAUGCCACCCCUAAUAAUUCAAGGUAACAAAUUCUUUUUAUAGAGAAGUACAUAUAUAAAGUAUCUUAGUAAUUACACUGGAUAAAAUACUGACCCG
Molecule: messenger RNA, 2341 nt
Organism: Neogale vison (American mink)
Lineage: Eukaryota; Metazoa; Chordata; Mammalia; Carnivora; Mustelidae
Gene: ASB14
Product: ankyrin repeat and SOCS box containing 14
Exons: 10
Coding region: 31-1794 (587 amino acids)
Biological process (GO): intracellular signal transduction
Cellular component (GO): cytoplasm; nucleus
Molecular function (GO): protein binding
Source: RefSeq, a predicted model, not a curated record